AUGUAUACAGUCAAGAUUGUCUUUGUUAUUAUUACGCUUUUUGUUCUCUCAGGCGUCGAAGCACAUUUUCAGUUGACUACCCCACCUGCUCGAGGACCUCUUAACGAACAUAUGCUCGGUAAUUCUCCGUGCGGGGAGUACAACGCCGUUAACACUGGUUCCAUCACAACUUUCUCUCUAACCGGACAAGCAACCUCCAAGUUUACUGAUGGCGACGGAAAUCUUGUUUACAGAUAUGCUCCUAACAGUAACGCCACUUUCACCAAAGUUUCUGGAAAUGUUCCGAUUAGUGCGGCUGAUACUUAUCCUAAAGAAAUCACUACGCAAGUGAACUUGACUUUGGCUGGUGCUCAUGAGGGCGAUCAAGGCGUUCUGCAGGCUUACUAUGUCUCCAGCGCCGGGAACGAAUCUUGGUAUCAAUGUGCAGAUAUUAAGGUCGGAAAUACGUCUUCAGCACCUACAAUCGCUAGUGGGACCGUUAUGUUUUAUACGAUUCUUGCUGUAAUUUUGAUGACAAACGGCUAUGACUUCAAAUUUUAA
Paraglomus brasilianum is the source of this 540-nucleotide messenger RNA. NCBI's taxonomy places the organism in Eukaryota, Fungi, Glomeromycota, Glomeromycetes, Paraglomerales, Paraglomeraceae. The record is from the annotation of a GenBank genome assembly.